Messenger RNA from Elaeis guineensis (African oil palm), 3984 nucleotides. Its product is annotated as putative disease resistance protein RGA1. Gene Ontology annotation, molecular function: ADP binding. The record is from RefSeq and is a predicted model, not a curated record. NCBI's taxonomy places the organism in Eukaryota, Viridiplantae, Streptophyta, Magnoliopsida, Arecales, Arecaceae.
AACCGAAGCCCAAGGAAAGGGCCCAGUUCAGAUAACGAGGUCAGGGAUCAUUGCUGAGGCUGGGGCCCAAUAACCAAGUCUACGGUGACUUCUUUAUUUCGAGGAAGCCAGUCUUCCACUAACAAGUAGGUGUGAUAUUUUUAAAUCAACGCCAGCCAAAGUUGACAACGAGAAGGAAAGCCUGUCUGAACAUGCCAAGAAAGUCAAGAAAGAAAAUAACAUCCUUACAGCAGCUUCACCAUUUCUGUUCUGGUUUCCGAGUUCCCAUCCUGCGCCUCUCCCUUGAGAUCCAAGAUAGUGGUCACCAUGGCAGGCCAAUUAGUGCUAUCUGCCUUCGUGCAGGUUCUCUUUGAGAAAGUCACUACUGCUGCCCUAAAUGAGUUCAAAUUGCUACGGGGUGUCCACAAAGAUUUGCAGAACCUGUCAGCCACAUUAUCAACAAUACAAGCAUUGCUUGAAGAUGCAGAGGAGAAGCAGUUUCGGAACAAAUCAGUCAGAAUCUGGCUGGCAGGGCUUAAAGAAGUUGCUUAUGACAUGGAUGAAUUGCUGGACUUCUAUGCAGCAGAAGCCCUGCAGUUAAAGGUAAAGGGCGAAGCUCAGAGCCACUGGAAGAAGCAGGUAAGUCCCUACUUGAAUUGUCUUUAUUGGCACAAAGUUUCAUCAAAACACAAGCUAGCACAUACAAUAGAGUCAUUUCAAAAAAGGUUAGAUACCCUUGCAAGGGAACGAGAUGUUCUUGGACUCCAAAUGUUAGGUGGGACAAGCCAGCUAGAAAUCUCUGAGCGACCACAGACUAGUUCCCUUGUAGAUGACUCAAAUGUGUUUGGAAGAGAAAAAGAUAAGGAGGCAAUUGUAAGAACUUUGCUCACAACUAGUUUUACCAGUCGUCCAAGUCUUUCUGUUCUCCCAAUAGUUGGCAUGGGGGGCCUAGGGAAGACUACUCUCACGCAGCUUGUAUAUAAUGAUCCUAGAAUAAAACAAUGCUUCCCCUUGAGAAUGUGGGUGUGUGUAUCUGAGAAUUUUGAUGAGAUAAAGCUGACAAAAGAAACACUUGAAUCAGCUGUCAGUGGGCAUUUUUCUGCCAGUGGGUAUAAUUCUGCUUAUGGGUAUUCUUCUGCCACCACAAACAUGAACCUACUUCAGGAAGAUCUCUAUGGUAAACUAAAAGGGAAACGGUUCUUGCUCGUUUUAGAUGAUAUCUGGAAUGAGGACCCGGACAAGUGGCACAGAUAUCGUAAUGCCUUGAUUGCUGGAGAAAGAGGAAGCAAGAUUAUAGUAACAACACAGAAUAGAAAUGUUGGAAGGAUGAUGGGUGGAUUAAAUCCUUAUCAUUUGGAGCACUUGUCAGAUGCUGACUGCUGGGAGUUGUUCAAAAAUUAUGCAUUUGUUGAUGGUGAUUCCAGUUUACAUCCAAACCUGGAAGAGAUAGGUAGGGAAAUUGUUAAAAAGCUGAAGGGAUUACCUCUUGCAGCUAAGACACUUGGGAGCCUCUUGUACUCUAAACUGGAUGAGAAAGUCUGGAUAAAUAUUCUGAAAAGUGAAAUCUGGGAACUACCAGAUAAGAACAACAUCUUACCAGCCCUAAAAUUGAGCUACAAACACUUACCCCCACACUUGAAGCAGUGCUUUGCAUUCUGUUCUGUAUUUCAUAAAGAUUAUAUCUUUGAGAAAGAUAAGUUGGUUCAGAUUUGGAUGGCACUGGGAUUUAUUCCAUCUCAAGGAAGGAAACGUUUGGAGGACAUAGGGAGCAGCUACUUCGAUGAAUUAGUAAGCAGAUCUUUCUUUCAGCCUCAUAAAGACAACUAUGUGAUGCAUGAUGCAAUUCAUGAUCUGGCACAAUUUAUCUCCAUUGGAGAAUGCCACAGAUUAGAGGAUAACGCAAGGGACAAAAUUUCUGAACAGACACGACAUUUAUCAUUUUCAUGUACCAAGUCAAUGUCAACCUUGUUUGAGCCAUUCUAUAAAUUUGAGAAAUUACGUACACUGUUAUUGUUGCGGGGAUAUCAAUCCAAGAUUGGUCCCAUUCCAAAAGACUUCUUCCUAAAACUUCGAUUCCUGCGUGUAUUGGAACUACGUCGCAGAGAUAUAGAGGAGUUGCCAAAUUCUAUUGGAAAUCUGAUACAGCUUCGGUAUUUAGGCCUCUCUGGUACUGGAAUCAAAACACUGCCCUUGUCAAUCAGUAGGCUGUACAAUUUGCAGACACUAAAACUAAAAUACUGCAAUGCUCUAACUGAAUUGCCAAAAGGGCUGACAAACCUAAUAAAUCUGCGGCAUCUUGAAGCAAGUAUAAGGCUGACUUCUGAGAUAGCCAGAAUAGGAAAGCUAAUCUGCCUUCAGGAAUUAGAGGAAUUCGUGGUUCGCAAGGAUAAAGGACACAGGAUCAAAGAGCUGAAGGACAUGAGCGAGCUACGAGGACAUCUUUGCAUUCGGAAUCUAGAGAAUGUGGUCAGUGGAGGAGAGGCAAGAGAGGCAAAGUUGAAUGCGAAGGAAUACCUUACAGUGCUAGACCUUGUAUGGUCGGAUGACAGGCAUGUCAGUUCGCUAGAUGAGCAUUUUGACAACAAGGUGCUUGAAGGCCUCCAGCCACAUCUGGAAGUGAAGGAGCUCACAGUCAUGGGCUAUGCAGGUGUCACAUUUCCAAGUUGGCUCGGUAGUCCAUCAUUUUCUUGUCUACAGACCAUCCACCUAUCCAAGUGCAGAAGAUGUACAGUCCUUCCACCUCUGGGGCAGCUGCCCUCUCUGAGGUAUCUAGACGUAGCAGGAGUAUAUGGGGUGGUUCGAAUUGGGCAAGAGUUUUCAGGGUUUCCAUCAUUGAGUGAACUGCUGCUUGAAGACAUGCUUAAGCUGAAGGAAUGGAGUUACCCAGAAGAUGAUGAGUCAUUCCCUUGCCUCACUUCUCUUGAAGUAGUUGACUGUCCCGAGCUGAGGAAAUUGCCAUGUCUCCCACCAACCCUGACAAGGCUCAGAAUUUCUGAAACAGGGCUAAGAAAUCUUCCAGAAGUGCAAUCAUCAAACUCUCGGUCCUUACCAUCACUCUCAACUUUGCAUAUUCACGAGUGUCCAAACCUGGGAUCCCUGCAGCAAGGUCUGUUUGCUCAGCAACUGAGGGAUCUUCAGGAAUUGAAAAUCACCAACUGUGAGAAGCUUGAAUUACUUCCAGUGCAAGGCUUCAGACCCCUGAUCGCACUUAAAAGCCUCCACAUUUACAACUGCCCCCGUCUUGCACCACAGGGAAAGGAAGGGUGGGAACUGCUGCCCAGGCUGCUGGAAGACCUCCAAAUCAUCUCGUGCUCCAAACUGAUUACCCCACUACUCGCUGAGCUCAAGAACCUCCCCUCCCUUACACAUUUAAAAAUUGCCGAGUGCACUGACCUCUACAAUUUCCCAGAGGAUGGGCUGCCCGUUUCUCUCAAAUUCUUGAGAAUCUUGGAUUGUGAAAAUCUGCAAUACUUGCCUUCUCAGCUGCAGGAACUCAUCUCCCUCACGGUAUUAGUUGUCAGCAAUUGCCCUCAGAUCCCAUGCUUACCAGUGCAUGACCUGCCGUCUGCAUUGCAAGAAUUGUACAUCGAAGGAUGCCCACUGUUGAAAGAGCGUUGUCAAGAAAAUGGGGGACAUGACUGGCCCAAGAUAGCGCACAUCCCUAAAAUCCAAGUUGAUGAUGAAUAUGUUUUGUCGGACGGGAAAGGAAGGAGAAAAAGAUGUUCCUACUAUGCUAGCAUUCAUUGCUAAUGCUGAUAGGAACUGUACGAGUGCUUACCUCCCAGAGCUUUUCUCUGAAAUUCUACAUAUUUUCAUGACACGAAUUUGUACGGUGGUUCCGACAGGUCUUGAAGUCGGUGGUUCAUUGUCAUAAUUUGUUUUAUGUAAAUUAUGUAAUGGCCAAGAGCAGUCUGCUGACACAAAAUCUCCCAUAUGUGCAGGGUUCAUAAAAUAUAUCUUCCGCAGCUUCCUAGACCAAAAAAAUUUGCAAAAUACACCAUUCUU